Eruca vesicaria subsp. sativa (arugula) is the source of this 219-nucleotide messenger RNA. The record is from the annotation of a GenBank genome assembly. NCBI's taxonomy places the organism in Eukaryota, Viridiplantae, Streptophyta, Magnoliopsida, Brassicales, Brassicaceae.
AUGGGAAAGCAGCCGGUGAAAUUGAAGGCGGUGGUUUUCGCGUUGUCGCCGUUUCAGCAGAAGAUCAUGACAGGUCUUUGGAAGGAUCUGCCGGAGAAGAUCCACCACAAGGUCUCUGAGAAUUGGAUCAGCACUAUUCUCCUCCUCGCUCCCGUCAUCGGAACCUACUCGUAUGCUCAACACUACCAAGAAAAAGAGAAGCUGGAGCACAGAUUCUAA